Molecule: messenger RNA, 2252 nt
Organism: Prionailurus viverrinus (fishing cat)
Lineage: Eukaryota; Metazoa; Chordata; Mammalia; Carnivora; Felidae
Gene: ICA1
Product: islet cell autoantigen 1
Exons: 17
Coding region: 576-2111 (511 amino acids)
Biological process (GO): regulation of transport
Cellular component (GO): Golgi apparatus
Molecular function (GO): protein domain specific binding
Source: RefSeq, a predicted model, not a curated record
UCUGCUUGGUAUAAAUUCCUGGUUCCCGUGCCCUCCACGUAUAAAAAUCUUUCAGUUUGUGCAGCUCCUUGGAGCUCCCUUCUAUCGGCUAGAUUGGAAGCUGUCUGAUUUGAAUCCAUUUUUGCUCAAACAAACUAUUAAAAUUUGUAACGCGCCUCAGUUUAUCUUUUACCAGCUCCAGGUCAGAAGAGGGACCUGAAGGACACUCCCAACAGCCCCAGGAGCCCCAGGACACAGGUACCUGUUGAGCUCCUUGAAGGCGCAGCGUUCUUGCUGUCUCUGGAGGACACGGUUCUGGUGACCAGGACAUUCCACUCCCUCCAAAGCCUGCAGCCAGGAUCCUUGGAAAACUGGCAGAAGCCAGCAGAAGAGCACCUUUCUAUCCUAAGAUUAAGCUAAACCUCUUAUGCAUGCUUCAGAAAACCCUGGAUUCAACUCCCUGCUGAAUAUGCUAUGAGCUGAACACCUUAAAGGCACUCUGGGCAGUGUCUUCAUCUGUACAUAGGGAUAAUAACUCCACCUACAGCACCGGGUUACAGCAAGGAUUAAAGUAGAAAAAAGAAGAAGAAGAAAACAUGUCAGGACACAAAUGCAGUUAUCCCUGGGACUUACAGGAUCGAUAUACUCAAGAUAAGUCUGUAGUAAAUAAGAUGCAGCAGAAGUAUUGGGAAACGAAGCAAGCCUUUAUUAAAGCCACAGGGAAGAAAGAAGAUGAGCAUGUUGUUGCCUCUGAUGCAGACCUGGAUGCCAAGCUAGAGCUGUUUCACUCGAUUCAGAGAACCUGUUUGGACUUGUCUAAAGCAAUUGUACUCUAUCAAAAGAGAAUAUGUUUCUUGUCUCAAGAAGAAAACGAACUGGGAAAAUUUCUCCGAUCCCAAGGCUUCCAAGACAAAACCAGAGCAGGAAAGAUGAUGCAAGCAACGGGAAAGGCCCUCUGCUUUUCUUCCCAGCAAAGGUUGGCCUUGCGAAAUCCAUUGUGUCGAUUUCACCAAGAAGUGGAGACUUUUCGGCACCGGGCCAUCUCAGACACUUGGCUGACGGUGAAUCGCAUGGAGCAGUGCCGGACUGAAUACAGAGGGGCAUUAUUAUGGAUGAAGGAUGUGUCACAGGAGCUUGAUCCAGACCUCUACAAGCAAAUGGAGAAGUUCAGGAAGGUACAAACACAAGUACGCCUUGCCAAAAAAAGCUUUGACAAAUUGAAGAUGGAUGUGUGUCAAAAAGUGGAUCUUCUUGGAGCAAGCAGAUGCAAUCUGUUGUCUCAUAUGCUAGCAACAUACCAGACCACUCUGCUUCAUUUUUGGGAGAAAACUUCUCACACUAUGGCAGCCAUCCAUGAGAGCUUCAAAGGUUACCAACCAUAUGAAUUCACUACAUUAAAGAGCUUACAAGACCCUAUGAAAAAGCUGAUUGAGAAAGAAGAAAGGAAGAAGGUCACCCAGCAGGAAAGUUCAGAGGCCACGGUGGAGGAGCCGAGUCAGUUAAUUUCAUUAGAGGAUGAAAACCAACGCAAGGAAUCCUCUAGUUUUAAGACUGAAGAUGGAAAAAGCAUUUUAACUGCCUUAGACAAAAGCUCUACACAUAAUGCAUGCUCAGAUGAACUAUUAGGCAUGAAACCCGAGGAAGGUGCUUGCCUGGGCCCAGUGGCGGGGACCCUAGAACCCGAGGGUGCUGACAAAGAUGACCUGCUUCUGUUGAGUGAGAUCUUCAAUGCUUCCUCCCUGGACGAGGGUGAGUUCAGCAAAGAGUGGGCUGCCGUGUUUGGAGACGGCCGGCCGAAGGAGCCAGUGCCCACUGUGGCCGCCGGAGAGCCAGACCCCAGACCCCAGGCAGGCUCAGGAUUCCUUCCUUCACAGCUUUUAGACCAAAACAUGAAAGACUUACAGGCCUCACUCCAAGGCUGGUCAGAGAACAAUGUCAAUCCUCCUCCUAUUCCAUGGCCAGCACCACAGGCAAGCAGUCCAAAUGACAACAGCCCUGCAAUGAAAGAACCUGCCAAGGCUGCCUCCUCGGACCUGACUGCCUGGUUCAGCCUCUUUGCUGACCUCGACCCACUGUCAAAUCCUGAUGCUGUUGGGAAAACCGAUAAAGAACAUGAAUUGCUCAAUGCAUGAUUCUACAGCCUCUCGGAGGGAGCCCUCGUGCCACUCCUCGGCCACACACCUGGGGACACGCAGACGUAUGAAGUGAUCAGUAUGCUGUUUUCAUAUUUACGUGCCAUUUUAAUAAAAUGAAAGGGUCAGAGGCCCCGUUUA